This is a messenger RNA of Chrysochloris asiatica (Cape golden mole), 930 nucleotides long. Its product is annotated as olfactory receptor 18-like. The record is from RefSeq and is a predicted model, not a curated record. Gene Ontology annotation, molecular function: olfactory receptor activity; G protein-coupled receptor activity. Bases 1 to 930 code for a protein of 309 amino acids. Gene Ontology annotation, cellular component: membrane. Gene Ontology annotation, biological process: G protein-coupled receptor signaling pathway. NCBI's taxonomy places the organism in Eukaryota, Metazoa, Chordata, Mammalia, Afrosoricida, Chrysochloridae. The transcript has a single exon.
AUGGAGCGACAGAAUCUAACAGAAGUCUCAGAAUUCCUCCUCCUGGGCCUUUCUGAAGAUCCAGAAGUGAAGACAAUACUUUUUGGACUGUUCCUGUUCGUAUACCUGAUCACAUUGGCUGGGAAUCUGCUUAUCAUCCUGGCUGUCAGCUCUGACCCCCACCUCCACACCCCCAUGUACUUCUUCCUCUCCAACCUGUCCUUGGCUGACAUUGGUUUCAUCUCCACCACAGUCCCAAACAUGCUGGUGAACAUCCAGACACAGCAAAAAUCCAUCACUUAUGUGGGCUGCCUGACACAAGCAUCCUUUUUAUAUCUGUUUGCAUGUCUGGACAAUAUGUUCCUUACUGUGAUGGCUUAUGAUAGGCUUGUGGCCAUCUGUCAACCCCUUCACUACACAAUUAUCAUGAACCCCCAACUCUGUGGCUUGCUAGUUUUGGUAUCUUUUCUUAUCAGCCUUCUGGACUCCCAGCUGCACAUUUCAAUGGUGUCACAGUUUAACUUCUGUACAGAUGUGGAAGUCCCCAGUUUCUUCUGUGAUCCUUCACAACUUCUCAACCUUGCCUGUUCUGAAACUUACACAAAUACCAUAAUAAUGUACUUUUUUGGUGCUAUCUUUGGUGGUGUUCCAGUCUCAGGGAUCCUUUUCUCUUACAUUCAAAUUGUUUCCUCCAUUCUGAGAGUCUCAUCUUCAGGUGGGAGAUGUAAAGCCUUUUCUACAUGUGGCUCUCACCUGUCAGUUGUUUUAUUAUUUUAUGGAACAGGACUUGGGGUGUAUCUCAGUUCAGCUGUCACAUCUUCUGCUAGGAAGGGUGCAAUGGUCUCAGUGAUGUACACAGUGGUGACCCCCAUGCUGAACCCCUUUAUCUACAGUCUGAGGAACAGGGACAUAAAGAGAGCUCUGGAGAGGCUCCUCAGUACAACAACCUAA